Molecule: messenger RNA, 4764 nt
Organism: Trematomus bernacchii (emerald rockcod)
Lineage: Eukaryota; Metazoa; Chordata; Actinopteri; Perciformes; Nototheniidae
Gene: rnf157
Product: ring finger protein 157
Exons: 19
Coding region: 869-3025 (718 amino acids)
Biological process (GO): protein ubiquitination
Cellular component (GO): cytoplasm
Molecular function (GO): ubiquitin protein ligase activity
Source: RefSeq, a predicted model, not a curated record
GCCUUUGUUCUCUUUAGUUUCAUUUAUAUAAGCUAGUUGUCAUGAGUUAAUAGUGUUUUUUUUGUAGUUUAUCAAGGCCGGACAGUGUUGCUGUGAAUCCAGGGUCGCUGUCUUAGAGUUUGGUUCCUGUGGCACUACUUGUUGCGGUACAAAAAAAAAGCUUUACAUCACAGCAACAACCUUUCACGUUUUGUACGCUAAAUUGAGUUUUCUACUGCCAAUUUCCACCCAUGUUUAGAGGGUAAUGUGGUUUUUGCUCGGUGUGUAUACCAUAGUCCCGUCCUCUCUGCACUGCAGUCAGCACUACUCGCACAUUUGGCGUAGGAAGGUCACGUUACAAAGUGGGUCGGCACUAUCUGCUGCUGCUGGAGAGAGGAGGACUGCGCAAAAACCACGGCCCGGAUUUGUGCCUGCCUUACGUCAUGGGAAGCCUCGGACCUCUCUGACAGGAUCCAACAACGAGAGGCACCGGGGAUGAUGUGUGACCAACAAACAGCGGGCCGGGAGAUGUCGACGAGCACACGGCUGUUUUGAGCCACACACUCGCCCGUAGAGUAAAAACCAGUCACGGAGCAUUAUCGCUUUGAUUGCGGCUCGCCAUGAGAGUGCCUCUCCGCUGUUAAAGGGACAACUACGGCUGUUUUCUGCCUCAAAAACGAGCUGGUGACCGGGGAAGGAUAAGCAGCUGGAUAACUAAUCCCCCAGGACGGUCACAUUCACGGCGGGGCUUGGACCCGAUAGAAAUGGACAUACAUGCAGGGCAGCACGGACUGGAUUAAACGAUAGGGAAUAAAAGAGACGCCGCGAACAAAGCGUACCCGAAGAAGUGUUAUGCCAGUUAAUCCGUGUGGUCUUUAUUUGACUGGAAAUGGGAGCUUUAACAAGCAGACAAAACAUAGGCGUGGAAGAACUGGACAUUCCGUCCAGUUCGGUGUACCGUUAUCCACCGAAAUCUGGAAGUUACUUCGCCAGCCAUUUCAUCAUGGGGGGAGAGAAGUUUGACUCCACCCAUCCGGAGGGUUACCUGUUUGGGGAAAACACUGACCUUAACUUCCUGGGGACGAGACCUGUGGCGUUCCCAUACGCAGCCCCUCCGCCUCAGGAACCAGUUAAGACGUUACGAAGCCUUAUAAACAUCCGUAAGGACACUCUGCGGCUCGUACGGUGCAGCGAGGACCUGAAGCUGCCGGGUGACGAGGCGGAGGGGAAGAACAGGGCCUGCUACAACGUAGAGUUCACCUUCGACGCUGACACACAGGUGGCCAUAACCAUCUACUACCAGGCCAUGGAGGAGUUUCACAAUGGAGUGCCCGUGUACCUGCCUCAGGACAGCUCUCUGCAGUCUGAGACAGUGCAUUUUAAGAGGGGAGUGUGCCAGCAGUUCUGCCUGCCCUCACACACCGUCAACCUCAGCGAGUGGGCCGACGAGGAGCUGCUCUUUGACGUGGACAAAGAGGUUUUCCCCAUGGUGGUGCAGGCUGUUGUAGACGAGGGGGAUGAACAUCUGGGCCACUCUCACAUACUGCUGGCUACAUUUGAAAAGCACAUGGACGGGAGCUACUGUGUGAAGCCUCUAAAGCAGAAACAAGUGGUGGAUGGAGUGAGUUAUCUACUGCAGGAGAUCUAUGGGAUUGAGAACAAAUACAACAGCCAAGAAUCAAAGGUUGCUGACGAUGAGAUCAGUGACAACAGUGCUGAGUGUGUGGUGUGUUUGUCGGAUGUGCGAGACACACUGAUCCUGCCGUGCAGACACCUGUGUCUCUGCAACGCCUGCGCAGACACUCUGCGUUACCAGGCCAACUGCUGCCCCAUCUGCAGACUGCCAUUCAGAGCUCUGCUGCAGAUCCGAGCCAUGAGGAAGAAACUGAGUCCUCUGUCACCCUCUAGCUUUAACCCCGUCAUCACUUCACAGACCUCUGACUCUGAGGAACACUCGGCGUCGGAGCACAUCCCUCCAGGCUACGAGGUGGUGUCUCUCCUGGAGGCGUUGAACGGCCCCCUCAGCAGCACCGUGGUGAACCCUCCUCUCAACUCCGGUCCCAGCAAUGUUGCCGGGACGCUGCCUCCGUACAGCAGUGAGCCUCACCCGGCGCCGGCCCGCUCCCUCUCCCCGCUCGACCACUCCAACUCCAGUCAGGGACUCAAACUCAAGAAGAGUGGUUCAAAGUCACUUUCCCAGAAUUCAUCUGUGCUUCCUGAGGAGGACGACGAGAGGUCUUGCAGUGAAUCCGAGGCCUGUCGCCACAAACUUGCCGUAGACCAGCAGGAGAACGGAGUGACUCCAGACAGCGAGAACCUGACUCUCUCGUCCUCUGGAGCCAUCGACCAGUCGUCCUGCACCGGAACCCCCCUGUCCUCCACCAUCACCUCCCCUGAAGAGGAAACAAGUCCUCGGAGCCGGAGCCCGACCGUGAUGUGUGUGUCCGUCUGUCUGUCAGACCCAGUGAGCACCAGCCUGGUCCAGUCAGUGAUGUCCAUGGCCUCGUCCCACUCGCAGCACUCCCACAUCAGCACUGACACCAUGUCCUCCAUGUCAGGGUCCUACCUGGCGGGGGCAGAAGGCGAGCCCGGGGGGGACGAGGGCGGAGACGCUGAGGGGGACGAGAACCAGGACGCCCCCAUGGAGAGCCGAGGACCGUCGCAGCAGGACGGGGAGUUUUCCCAGGAGCCAAAGGAACAAAACUACUCAGUGGCUGUGGAGGAGCAGGACUCAGAGGGGAACGAUGUCACUGAAGAGGACUGCUCCUCCCCGUCCAAUGGGAAAGGUGGGCGGAGCAGGUGUCCAGAGUUGGCCAAUAACAAUCAGGGCGUCGCCCUCUGUGACACGCCCUCUUUGGGAUUGGAUAAUGAGCAGGCUCCCGACAGCCGAUUCGCCGGUCUGAUGUACCUCGGAGGCUACAGGCCUGUUUUGGAGCCCCCCGCCCACCACACCUCCACCAGCAACAUCAACAUGGAGGAGCAGGGGGCUGAGAACCGGGACGGCCAGAGUCCCAAACAUCCCCGCCGCGGACCACUCAUUGUGUAACACACUCUAACACACACGGAAACACAGACUUCUCCGUCCAGUCUCAGCUUACCCUGCCAUAGUGCUGCAUUGCUGGAUAUUGUCCUGCAGGGAACCCCCCUACCCCCCCCGCCCCCCUAUACCAACUGUCUUGAUUGUCGCUGCUGGCACUAAAACUCCUCCCGAGCAGAAAGAGGAGGAAAGAGGAACAGAAGGGCAUCACGUGUCGUCUGUGCACUUUUAGCUCAACAUUAUUGUUUCGUUUUUGUUGUGUUUAGCCCAUUGCUACGUUAUUAUUUAUUACCUCUAGGUCUAACCAAUGAGAGCUUUGUAUUAUGACACUAUCUCUAAAAAAGACAUGCUGCUCCUCUCCUCUCCUUUCCUCUCCUCUCUUACCAGCCAAACAGUCAGGGGCUACUGUGAUCGGCAAUCUUAUUACUGAUGUACUUCUUCUUCUCUCUUAUAAACUGUAUGUUGAACAAGUGUUAGUACACUACUUUAAAGUCAGCUCACACCGGACUACCUUACCUUGGCGAACUAAAACGUGCUGACUCGUCUCUUCGGAUCAGGGAGCGCCCGUCUCGACUUCGCAUGCAACCUCUGCAAAAGUUUCUCUUUUCCCGCCAUUAUUUUCCAAACAGCCUUGGACUUGUAAGGCGGCAGAGGGGCCAGGAAAUGGCGGCCAAAAUGAACAGAAAUGGACUGAAAUGUAAGACGAUGAACGUUGAUCUCUUAGAAGGGGAAAGUACAUGACAUUUAAAUUGUCAUCUCAACUGGAAUUCAACGUGAACUUUGAACCCCUAAGCUGGUUCUAUAAACACAAACACACCAACCACGCCAAACUCUCUUUCUUCAGCUCCCUCUAAGCAUGUCAGUAUUAUCGUAGUGCAACUGGAAUCCAACAAGAACCACCAAGCAAUACCGAUGCCGGAGCUGCAUCUCAUGUGCAGUUCAAACUGGCCCGUUGCAUUCAAAUCCAGACAUUUCAAUGUGUUUAAUUCUUUGUUUAAUCUUUUUUUUUGCCAUUGGGAAGGGAUUUAUUGUGAGGUGACAUGAUACGGUGAAUUUGAGAACCUAAACGUGAGAUUUAGGCCACACUGUUAGCUGGCAUUUUGUUCAUAUUAACAUAAUCUCUACGAGCCCCUUUCUCCUCGUUUGUGAAGCCUUUAGUUGUUUGUUUUGUAAAACUUUAAUGUAUAGCUCACAAGUUGUCGAUGUUCUCCGUUCCCGUGAUUUUAAUUUGUUGCAAAACACUGUGUCGUUUACUAGAAUGUGGAUGAAAACAUGUGAAAAUGUGUUAAGGUUUACACACUCGCAUAACAAAAAACUGAAAAAGCGACAAUAUCAACAUUUAAUGCACUAUUAUCUGUUUCCUAGACAACAAACUUUGCGGUGCAUGAGGCGAUAGUAGAGUAAGCAUGUUAGUCUAGGUCCGCCUGCACCCAUAUAGAAAACUGGAUGAUGGAUCACUGCACACACAUAAAGCCGGACCAUAUCCCUCUGCAGUGUUAUAUAUCGGUUUCAGGAGCCCUACUCCCUCGACCCGGACUGUUGGGUCAGGAGGACUGCAUUAGUAUAUCCAAGCUGCAACCAGUCAUGUGAUCACAGAUCGAAUGUGUAGAUGAAGCCGUUCUCUGGCACCAGUCACAGUAUGAUAUCAAAGGAAUGGGUCCAAAUCUGCAAGACCCCCACUUUUCUAGAACUAUGGGUGAAAAUGUCAAAGAAAACAUCAAACGGACAAUAAAGUUUUUGCAACUAAA